Molecule: messenger RNA, 3633 nt
Organism: Ictidomys tridecemlineatus (thirteen-lined ground squirrel)
Lineage: Eukaryota; Metazoa; Chordata; Mammalia; Rodentia; Sciuridae
Gene: Il2rb
Product: interleukin 2 receptor subunit beta
Biological process (GO): immunoglobulin mediated immune response; cytokine-mediated signaling pathway
Cellular component (GO): external side of plasma membrane; membrane
Molecular function (GO): interleukin-2 binding; cytokine receptor activity
Source: RefSeq, a predicted model, not a curated record
AGGGCUCCCUGCCCCAGCUCCACCUCGUGAAGGUGAUGGCAGCCCCUGCUUUGACCUGGAGUCUGCUCCUCCUCCUCCUCCUGCCUCUGGCGUCUGCAGUGGUGAAUGACACGUCGCAGCUCUCGUGCUUCUACAACUCCAAAGCCAACAUCUCCUGCGAGUGGAGCCGGGAGGGGGGCCCGCAGGGCGCGUCCUGCCAGCUCCACGCCAAGUCCAACGUCCGGCCCUGGAACAAGACCUGCGAGCUGUCCCCGGGCGGGCAGGCGUCCUGGGCCUGCGACCUGCUCCUCGGGAAGCCGGAUUCCCAGCCCGUGAACGCGGUGGACGUCCUCAACAUCAGCGUGGUCUGCUGGGAGGGCGGGCGGUGGCGCCUGCUGAAGAGCCAGGCCUUCAGGCCCUUCCACAGAAUGCGCCUCUUGGCCCCCGACUCCCUCCAGGUCCUCGAGGUGGGGACCCACACGUGCAACGUGACCUGGCGCACCUCCCUGGUCUCCCACUACAUCGAGUCCUACCUGGAGUUCCAGGUCCGCACGCGGACCCCGGGCCACAGCUGGGAGGAGGCCGCCCUGCUGAGCCUCAGGCAGCAGCAGCAAUGGAUCUGGCUGGAGCAGCUCACCCCGCGCACCCCGUAUGAGCUGCAGGUGCGGGUCAGGCCCCGGCGGGGCGACCACACCGUGUGGAGCCCCUGGAGCCGGCCGCUGGCCUUCAGGACGAGGCCCGCAGCCCCUGGGAAGGACGCCCUGCCGCUGCCCUGGUUCAGCCACACCAUCCUGGGCCUCGGGGUCGCUGUGGGCCUCAUGGUCUCCGUCUACUUCCUGGCCAACUUCGGGUACAUCGGGCCGUGGCUGAAGAAGGUUCUGAAGUGUCGCAUCCCAGACCCCUCAGAGUUCUUCUCCCAGCUGAGCUCCGAGCACGGAGGAGACCUGCAGAAGUGGCUCUGCUCGCCCCUGCCCUCCACCUCCUUCAGCCCGGGCGGCCCCGCGGCCGAGAUCUCGCCGCUGGAAGUGCUGGACAAGGACGCCAAGGCCACACAGCUGCUCCUGCUGCAGCAGGACAAGGCGCCCUCGCCCUCGCCCAGCGGUCACUCGCAGACCAGCUGCUUCACCAACCAGGGCUACUUCUUCUUCCACCUUCCCGACGCCCUGGAGAUCGAGCCCUGUCAGGUGUACUUCACCUUUGACCCCUGCGCGGAGGAGGAGCCCGAAGAGGGCGGGCCUGGGGUGCCCACGGGGUCGCCCCUGCCGCCCCUGCCGCCCUCGAACGGGGACGAGGAUGCCUACUGCACCUUCCCCCCAGGGGAUGACCUGCUGCUCUUCUCGCCCGGUCUCCUCGGAGGCUCCCCCAACACUGCCCCCGGGGGCCGUGGGGCCAGCGCAGAGAGGCCGCCCUCCUCCCUGCAGGAGGGAGCCCCCCAAGACUGGGGCACCCCGUCCCUAGGGCCUCUUGUCCCGGCAGCCCCCAACCUGGUGGGUUCUCAGUCCUCCCUGGAGCUAGUCCUGGGAGAGGCUGGGAGGGAGGACCCUGCCCCUGGCCCCAGGGGAGGAGCCGACUCCUGCCCGGCCAGCCCUCCAGGGCAAGGCUGGGUCAGAGCCCCUACCUCCGGCCUGGCCCUGAACACGGAUGCCUACCUGUCCCUCCAAGAACUCCAGGAUCAGGACCCAGCUCACCUGGUGUAGACUGAGGCCAGUGGGGGAAGGCCAGCCAGCCACUGCGCCAGGCCUGCAGAGGGGCCCGUUCUGUCCUUGAGGACAGUCCACUGCUGAGGAUGCUUAGUGUCCAGCUGCCCCUAGACAUCUCCAUCCAGAUGGCCCCACCCAGCCCCACAUACUCAAUUGCUGCUCCCUGGUCCCCCUGUCCAAGCCAGGAUCUGGGUCAGCCUCCCCUCCUCCUCUUUACUCACGGAGUUCCAUGAGCGGAGCCUCUGAAGCACCGCUUCUCCUCCAUCCCACAGACAUUCGCUGACAUCUGUCCUCAGGGCUCCCAGGGGUCUUCAACCCAACCUCUUGAAUGGGCUUCCUGCCCAGCCCCGCCCCCUCCCACCCAUCCUCCACAGGACAAGUGCCCAUCCACAAUACAAAUGUAGCCAGGUCCCUCCCCUGCUCGAGACCUGCCGUGGCUCCCCAUUGCCCAGCUCCAUUUCUUGGCCUGGCACUUGCCCCUCCAGCAUCAUAUCAGGAUUUUCCCAUCUGGACCCUCACCAGGGUCCUACUGAGCCACUUGGAGCUGCUUUGUGUCCCAAAACUUUGCAGGUGGUAUUUCCUGCACCUGGUCUGGCCUCCGCUGCAUCCUUCAAUGCCAGUACCAGUUCUGCUUCUGCCUGGGGAGAAACACCGCAUUCCUGAAUGUGCCCAAAUCUCCAGAUUCCACCGGAAAGGACCCACUCUUAGGAGCACGAGGUGGCUGGAGAAAGAGGCCCUGUUACUUAUUUGGGGGGCUUUCUCCUGAGCCCAGAAUGCUUGCAGGCUGCAUCCUAAAUAUGGCCCAAGUAUGGACAAAGCGCCCCUGCAGAAUGCCCGCUGCCGAUCUUUCCACGGUGGCCUCACGGACUCACCAGGGAGGCCUGCUGGAAAGUAAACCCUGGCGCGGCCAAGGGGCGCUGCGCGGGGCCGCCUGCUCCGCGCUGAGCUGUCCUCGAGAAAGCGGGGCCUCAGUGUCUUUUCCCUGCACUUGAUACCGUACCCCGCACCCCCUGGGCUCCCUGGACCAGCUGAUGAAGGGCAGGAUCCCGCACAGAGGCCAAGCCCGCCCCGCAAGAGACGCAGCCCUCCCUGCCCACUCAAGUGGCUCGUCCUUCCCAGUGCUCCUGCCACUCCUCUGCCUCUCUGCCCUCUGCCCUGGGCACUGGUCACACCGGGGUGACCACAGCCUCGCUCCUCCACAGGGCAGAGGCCAGGCCGCAGCCCGCUGACUUGGGUGCCCCGUGCUGGCGCUUCUUAUGGGUCCCGCUCGCAGCUGAUUGGGUGCCUGACCACAAGCCCACCCAUAGGCUGAAGCUCUGUCCAAUCAGGGAGACGUAGCCUUAUCUAGCCAAUCAGAUGACCUCUCAGUCUGAAUUCCGGGAGGGAGGGCGGCCUCUGGGAGCAGGUGCUUCUGGAUGAGCCUCCCAGGAGUGGAACCGCGUGAGCUCAGGGCAUCGCAUCCUGACACAGAAACUCUAACUGCCCAGGGCGCUCUUGACCAUUUCUGUUUCUUUAGGCCGAAAUAAACUCCCCUUCCCUGAGGUUGUGAGAGUCUUGGAUCUUCACUGUGGAAAGGGCUGAAUCGCACGGGUGUCGUUUCUCACCUUCUGCCUUAAAUUGCUGUGUGUCCUGGGCUGCAGGUCCUGGUCUGGUCCCUCCUGAGCUCCCCGUUGGCACUCUGCUGUGUGUUCCAGGGCAAAAUACAAACCUCUCUGCGUUCAGUUUCCUCAUCCCCACAGUGGUAAUAGCAUUGGCCCCCACAGCUUUGAAGAGUCCUUGGGAAGGUUCUGUUUCUCAAGUCCUGGCCGUUCGUGUGUGUCUCUUUCUCUUCAGGAGCUCGCUCGGCCAUCAUCAUAUUUUUUUUUCCUUUAAAUCAUUUCACUAUUUUUGUUCAAAUUCAUUUAUUUAAGAAAAACUGCUUCUGUAAAUGGAGAAAAUGGGUUUCAUUGUAAAU